GUCGAAAAGCAUUUUUGCCGCCCGUUGUAGUUUAGGAGAGAUCCCCCUCUCCCGCCUGACGGUGUUUGGAAAAAAGACUAAAGAGAGAGAGAGAGAGAAAUAAAAGCAAAUCUGUUCUUCAACAAGAAACUGGGAUCAAGAUCGACAAGUUGUUUGAGAUCAAAAACCACGAUUGCCACGCAUAUAUAUAGAGAGCUCAUUGUUUUACGAUGAGCUUCACCCCGUUUGGCGGCUUCCCGACGACGUUGGCAACGAUCCCACAUUUCGCUGUUGGGAAAUUCCAGCAGGCCCAGGACCAGGGGUUUGUUUCAAUACCAUCGUCCCAGGGCCUGCAGAUAGCCGUCAGCACAGUGGACCCAUCACAACUGAAUCAUCACAACCUCAACGGGCAUGUCCAUGUUCCAACGUCCAGCACCCUCCAGAUCCAGAACCAGAUGCUCAAUACGUUAUUGAGCAAAACUGGCCAGAAUGAUGUGUUUGUAAAAGUGGAAACAGAGGCGGAGGAAAACGAAAGGUUUCACCAGCAACACCACCAAGAUAAAAGUGCCCAACAGGACAUUAGUAGUUUAAAUGAAUACCUGUCCCGGUUCUCUGGACCACCCACAUUCCCUUUCCAGCAGAUGUACAAAUACCCCACUGAGCUCAUCCACGUCACUCAGACUGAUGAUCAGCAGCAGAACAUGAUGAAUGACAACUCCCCAUCGGUUCAAACACCUGAGCAGCAACAGUCUCAGGUCCCCAAGAAAGCCAAAAAGAAGAAAAAGAGACGUGAUCCUAUCCCUGGAGUGCCUAUGCCUAGGAGGAGGAGCACGAGUUUGCAGCCAGCGCUGACGACAGCUCUGGAUGGAACGACGCUCUAUGGAUGUCCUCAGUGCCACACGGUCUUCAACAAUCGGGAAGCCAUCGAGACUCACCUCACGAUACACCGAUCGGAGAGACCGUUCAUCUGCAACGACUGCGGUGCAGCUCUGAAACGUAAAGAACAUUUAGAUAGACAUAGGUCUUCGCACAUGACUGAACGCCCACACCCGUGCCCUGUAUGUAGCAAGACAUUCAAACGAAUCGAACACUUACAAAGGCAUUCGAUUAUUCAUCGAACUGAUAAAGUGCACCGUUGUCCUGAAUGUGGUAAAGGUUUCAAUCGCAAGGAUCACCUGACCAAGCACAUUCACUCCCAUAUGGCCAAGAGGAUUAAGCAGGAGCUUGGCCAGCAGCCAGGGAAAGCAGGGCAACAGAACAAUGACAACAAUUCCACCAUCAACAUUCAGCAGCAUCAGAGCGUUUUGGCGCAUCUGCAUUGAGAGUUUUUCUUACGCCUGUAAAAGCAAACAAACCUUCCGCAGGAUCGGUGGUCGGUGGCCUCACAGUAUUCAAAAGUGACUAAAUAUGUUUUUCUUUUUUUUUUCUAUUCUGUCCAAUAAUCUCUUUGAACAGUUGAUUCAUUUUUGUGUUAUUUACCUGUGUUUUUUAAUGUCAUGUUCAUAACACUAGUGCCGAUAAGGAGAGAAAGGGACAAACCACAAACGUUUGAGGCGGCUAAACUUCGGGUCGGGUUGGGGGACAUUUGUCGAUUAGAAACUUGGCCGACAAGUGAAAUUGAAAUAAUCCUUAUACAGAAAAAGAAGUACUGCUAGUCUAGCACACACACACACACCUAUUAUAUACAUGGAAAGCUUCCAUUGAUGUAUUGCAAAAAAAUAUAGAAGCAAGAAAUGAAGAAGAAGCUGGACUUAAAAGAAAACAUUCAGGGACCAAAAUUGGAAAUCACACACACACAUGCGUUACUUACGAUGUUUUUUCUUUUUUUCGAGAGCGUUGGCAUAAUAAUACUCUUUUUUUUUUUGCUUUUUGUCCAUUUCUGUUGCAAAAAAACACAGCGAAGAAAAGUUUGCAAGAAUUUUUCGUUUGGUUUUUGUUUUGUCUUUGUUGAAUUGAAAGCGCCUGUGGACGCAAACUUCGCCAUUGUACUUUCCUAGUGUGCCACACCUGUCCUCACUUAUACCCCUCUUAUGUUAUACUUUUCCCCGUAUCUGCAAGAUGAUCUUUUUUGGUAAAAAAGUCAAUGUCGAAAAGGUAUCCUCCUUACACUCAUUUCUCACAGUGAACGUGAAUGCACGUACCCGUGUCAUUUGUUUUCCAUCCAAUUAUUCAUGUGUGUAUUGCCGAUUAGCAAGGAGACAGCUGAAAUAUACGUGUCACAAUUUGUAAGAUA
Daphnia pulex (common water flea) is the source of this 2212-nucleotide messenger RNA. RefSeq names its product zinc finger protein 431-like. Lineage: Eukaryota; Metazoa; Arthropoda; Branchiopoda; Diplostraca; Daphniidae. The transcript is spliced from 4 exons. Gene Ontology annotation, cellular component: nucleus. The coding region runs from base 210 to 1301 and encodes 363 amino acids. The record is from RefSeq and is a predicted model, not a curated record.